Molecule: messenger RNA, 1599 nt
Organism: Saccoglossus kowalevskii
Lineage: Eukaryota; Metazoa; Hemichordata; Enteropneusta; Harrimaniidae
Source: RefSeq, a predicted model, not a curated record
GUGUUGUUGUGGGAAGCACUGGACUCACUUGUGCGGCGUGUUAACAGGUGGUUAUUCUCGUAAGUUAACUUCUAACCACAGAUACAUAAGAUUGGACGUAGUGAGAGAACCUGAGUAAUUUCCAUGGCGACACCAGUCAUCAGCCACUACUUAUCGGAAUAAAUAUUGUCUAUAGAUAUGUGGUGAUCAAUAUUGUGUCAAACAUGACGAAACCACGAUCUGAAAGCAAAACGGCGGUUAUGAAGGAUAUCAAGGAUUGGGCUAGCUGUAACGAGGAUGGUACCACCUUGAUGAUCGGUGCCCAGUUGAAGGACAACGUCACGGAACAGAGGAUGCUGGAGUCUAAACUAUACGAUCUGUCAAAGGAACGGUACAAAUUCAUAGUUCAAGUUCAGUUACAGAGGAAAGCAUUUAUAGACAAACAGCAGAGAAAAACGAGCGUGAUGAAAGAUCUACUGAAGGGAGUCGACGUAUCCGUCCAGAGUAAAUCUACUGGUGCAAAAAUGAGCGAUAAAGUAGUCGCAUAUAGAACUAUUGUCGAACAGAUCUAUCCUUCCAGGAGAAGGCAUCGUCGUGUGAAAAGUGAAGAAGAGGAUGAGUACAGCACCCACUCAAACGUCGAGCUCGUUGGCAAUGAACUGUCGAGUCGAAUUCCGUUGUACAAAACCGAGCCACAUCCCCCUCUUCAGCUACCAACGCCCGACCUCACUUUAAGUUUUCCGAGGAGAGCGAUGACUUCCUUACCUCCCAUUGGGACCAGGAGUGGGACCCAUUUCACGCGGACAGCAAUGUCGGAUGGCACGAGAUCUUCGUUGAGGCAGAGGGCCGUUCAUGACCGAAGGUUUGUGAAACUUGAAACCACUUUAUCUCCGAUCUAUAACUCCCCGUUAACCAUGGACGUCAAGAAUUAUCUGCAACAUAUACUCAAACGGGAAGCAUCGAACGGAAUUAAAAUCAAGUAAAUUCCACAUAUUACAGUGACAUCAGCAGCAUUGUUCACAAUUGUUGUCGCAUUGUUUACCAAACGUACCAUAUAUGGUGCUGUUUCCAUACGUGUAGUAUGAACAUCGUAAGACUUUACCCCAUGCGUGUCCAUUCAGUACCACAAAUAGGGCGUAAUUGUCAGAAAAUGCGGCAGCUACGACCUCUUUAACUAUGUUCUACAUGAGCUGGUGGUACGUCGACGACGUUCAUUCCAUGUUAAUUCCAAUAAGCAAUGUAUAUAUAGGCCGCCCGUGAAGUCUCUGAAUCGGAGUCGAUGUUUGCGCGGUACAUCUCAAUCUCAAUGUUAGUAAAACGAUAACACACUAUAUCAUAACUGUUAUUUUUGUUAAAAUGUUAAAUUCGUGAAUGUUAAGUAAAGUUCAAUUUUCGUUACUUGUGUGUACGUACUAUAUGCAUAAAUAUACUUUCUGCUUUGUAUACAUCAUUUACUUCCAUAUAGAGUUCUGUACAACAAUGGAUUAACUCCUGAAUGUGAGCUCGGAUGUCACAUUAGCUUAUCUUUGUUUGUUAGACCGAGACAAGGCCAAUGGCACAAACCAAUAUUAAACUCGUACCAGAGUUUCAAAAAUACUUAUUUUGUUUCCGAUAAUUAGA